GGGCCAUUAAACUUUCCCCUGCCACCCUGUACCUACUACCUACCUACAGGUAGGUACCCAGUAGUGGUGUACACGUACGUGUAGAUAGAUAUACUAACCGACCAACCCACCAACCAACCCAAGCCGGAGCACGCGCAAAUGUCCCAUUUCGCGCUGUUUGUGAUAGCAGACGACGGCGCUCAACACACUCAUCUCUCUCACUCAAGAUACCUAGACGCUUGAACAUUCCUUGCCUGAGCUACCGAACAUGUGCUGGUUGUUGACCUUUCGACGCGGGUUCCUCCCAGACGAUGGAUGCCACCGCACGUGUCACGUCCGAGAAACCUUCCUCUCCCUCCCUCGUUGCUUAUCUGUACACGUACUCCGUACGUACGUACGUACAUAUUGUGUAGUGUACCCAGUCGCCCCAUGCUCGCCAUUGCGGAUACCCUUCGCCGCCAGGUGCAGCAUCCGCGGCGCGGCGAGGCUAGGCGAAACCCAGGACGAGGGCAGAGAUCCAUGCAGCUACCCGUCUGCCGGGCUCCUCUUGCUGAUGGAGUCUUCGCUCAGCCUGGCUCUAUCCAUAUACUGUAGUUUGUCCGUACCUUGUGUACAUAUAGUGAUAACCGCGCCUUUCCUGGCGUGCUUGGUCUUAUCUCACCCUGAUUCCCUUGGGCAAGUUGGAAACUCGACAACCCCAGACAGCAGGGAGCGAGACCAAUCUCGAACCCAUGAAGACGAUGACGAUGCACGAGGUACAUACUAUACCAUACCCGGCUUCAACCCAUCCAUACUUUACUGAGUAAGGUGCGAAUGCACUGAAUCCAAUUUGGAUACCGGGUUUAAUAAAGUGAGAAUAGCCGAAGCUGAAGAAUCGGACAUGAAAAAAGAAAAGAUCCAAAAGACACUAGAUAUUCGACAUUAUUUAUAUUAAAUGCCGGAGAAAACACAACCCG
Molecule: messenger RNA, 935 nt
Organism: Colletotrichum navitas
Lineage: Eukaryota; Fungi; Ascomycota; Sordariomycetes; Glomerellales; Glomerellaceae
Exons: 1
Coding region: 248-781 (177 amino acids)
Source: RefSeq, a predicted model, not a curated record